This is a messenger RNA of Emericellopsis cladophorae, 1845 nucleotides long. Its product is annotated as putative transcriptional regulatory protein-like protein. Bases 1 to 1845 code for a protein of 614 amino acids. Gene Ontology annotation, biological process: regulation of DNA-templated transcription. The transcript is spliced from 2 exons. Lineage: Eukaryota; Fungi; Ascomycota; Sordariomycetes; Hypocreales; Bionectriaceae. Gene Ontology annotation, molecular function: zinc ion binding; DNA-binding transcription factor activity, RNA polymerase II-specific. The record is from RefSeq and is a predicted model, not a curated record.
AUGACCUCAAUGUCACCUUACGACCGUGCUGUCGACACGGUGGAAGCUUCCCCCAGCCAGAAUGGCACCUCUCCGCGCCAGGCUUCUACACCGAAGCAAGUCUCCUUUGAGCUCAUGUUCACUGGAGCCCAUGCUCGUGCGCGCUUGCCGAUGCGUGUUCAAAUCUACCCUCACGAUACCACAGAGUCCAUUGUGACGACUGUCAAAAACUUCUACGGUCUCUACACCGGCCCAUCGGGCGCCAAGGGCGUUAGCUUUGAGGAUAAGGAUGGCAAUACCCUCAUUGCUCGCUACGAGAACUUCUACCACAACAUGACCAUUUACGUGAGGGUCUUUGAGGAGUUUCCGGCCGAACAAAGCGUCAAUGCGACCGCCCCAUUUCAGGGUCCGGCUGUGCUUGCCAACGGCUAUCAUCACGGCGAGGGCCCUGCCGCUUUCCAUGCCCAUCGCCCAUCGCAUGAUUUUGGCCGCCCUGCUCCAAGAGUAUCAAGGCAACGUAGCCGAUCUCCUGGAUCUUCCAAGUCCCAAAGAGACGCAUCCGUCGGCAGCACUGGUCAGAAGCGUCGCUCACGGUCCGCAAAGCAACCAACUGCGCUGGGUCAAGCAGAUACCUACAGCGAGAGCGUGGGCGGCUAUAGCAGUGAUGACGGUGCUGCCCACAGCACGACGUCUGCGCGGACCAAAGAGCAACUCGGCAAUACCGAUAUCAGUGUCGAGAAUAUUGUCGAGGGCGGCCGUCGGAAGAGGGCAAAAUUUGACAGCUCGGAACUACCAUUGUUCGCGCCUCCGCAGAUGCCCGCUGCUACUAGCAACCCUUCCGUUUCGCCUGCCCGUCGCAUGGAAUCGUAUCGACCCUCCUUGCCCUCUGUCCACGCCGGUCAGAAUCCCUUUACCAACCCUCGGCCGAUGCAGGCUUCGCAAGCCUACAACAACAUGCAGCACAAUAACAUGUACGCCCCGCAAAGUGCCGAGGGUCGCCGGGCGCGCAACACCAGCAUCAGCAUGACCGGCCAGGGCAUCCUCCCAACCCCCGACCCAACUGUGGGCAGCACCGUGUCCGAGGAAGACAAGGACGUUGCGCUGCAGCUCAUGCGACUCGGAGACAUGUCCAACAUUUCACACGGUCGCACAUCCGGCUCCACGCUCGAUGACAUGUUCAGCGGCAGAGCCGAUGCCCCGUCAUCGACUGGCGCUACAAGCGACAGCGAGAGCGACAGUGGCAGCGACUUGCCUCCUGCUCGUCGCCAAAAGGUGGACGCCAACGGCUACGUGAAGCCCAGCAUCUAUCAGACCACUGAGUCCCGCUUCGUGCCGCCUCCCGUUGUCGAUGACCACAAGCCCCGGCCCAAUGGGUCAAAGCCGAAGUCAUCCUCUGCCACAAAGCCCAAGAGCAAGCUGCCCAAGGCUCCUCGCCCAGCCACUCAGACGGUCGUGAAAGAUAUCCCGCUCAGCACCGGAGGACCCAUAUCGCCAAACUCGGCUGCGUCCUCCCGCAAACCAUCCAUCGCCUCUGUCAAUGGCCCUGCGCAGCCCGGCGAUGACGAUCAUCCUGACUUGUCGAGCAAGCCACGCUGCCAGCGCUGCCGAAAGUCAAAGAAGGGCUGCGACCGACAGCGUCCCUGCGGGCGCUGCCGCGACGCUGGUCUGACUGCUGAGCAGUGUAUCAGCGAGGACGAGGGUAACGGUCGCAAAGGACGUUAUGGACGCCACAUGGGCGUUCCCAUCAAGAAGGAUGAGGCAGAGGCCCUCGCGACCAUGACCCAGCCCACUCUUCUACCUGCAGCGCCCAUUGCACUACCCCCCAUGAUCGCGUCGGCAGACAAGGCGAAGAAGCGCAAGCGGUAA